Desarmillaria tabescens is the source of this 881-nucleotide messenger RNA. RefSeq lists its product as uncharacterized. NCBI's taxonomy places the organism in Eukaryota, Fungi, Basidiomycota, Agaricomycetes, Agaricales, Physalacriaceae. The coding region runs from base 137 to 799 and encodes 220 amino acids. The transcript has a single exon. The record is from RefSeq and is a predicted model, not a curated record.
UUCGCAGGAAGGGCAUUGGUGCUGGAUGGUAUGCCGCCACGGUGAAGAGGGGCAAAAAACAGCAUAGAUCAUGGUUGGACAUGACGAUGGUCAAUCCUGGCUGAGCGAGGGAAGGAGCCGGCACAAAAAUCAUUGAAUGCGAGCGUGCCUAGGACAAGAGCAAACGACGGAAAUGUCAUGGAGAAAAAGAGUCGGUAUGAAUAGUGCUCACCAUACAAGCCACACCGGGGAAUCCUUCCAUGAACCCAAGUCGAAUUGCCUGCUCAAAGCUCUCGGAACCUUUUGCCGUAUGCGGUACAAACAAGACUAUCCAGAUGAAGUCCUUCUUCCUUUUGCUUCUGUCCUCGAAUUCUAUGCGUUUUCGGGUUUCCUUCUCGAGGCUUUCCUCAAUCUGGGUCGGGUACAUCCGCUGGCUUCGACGCAUGUAUCACGUACCCGUUUGCUUGGCUCUAAAGUCCUUGAUCCGGCUGCCCUCACAAAGUUUCAGAUUCCCUUCAUUACAAAAAGAAUAUUCCAGAUAUACAUAGCAAUAGACGAUGAACUCACGAAGACCAGUAUCCCACCUAUUCGUAAUUGCGGAAUAGAUGUGUGGGUCUGGUUACUACUCCCAAAGAGAAGCAGCGCGUUCCGGAGCAAGAAAGGUAGCGGAUCGCGGCAGCGGAUGACUGAUUCUGUCGUCAGAGAAAGAGAAGGUGGCUUUUCAAUGGCGUCUCUGAGGGCUGGACCUUGCUCAGAUACGGUCCGAGUUAUACGAUUGCUAUUACAUGCCUUCGACAAGGACAUAGAAGGCCGAAGAUGAGAUCUUCUAGUUUUCUCGGGAAAACCCUGCGUCUCCGUGUGAGGCGCAGUACAUGUAUGUAAUGUUCGAAUACCGCCACAUC